Molecule: messenger RNA, 1972 nt
Organism: Trichogramma pretiosum
Lineage: Eukaryota; Metazoa; Arthropoda; Insecta; Hymenoptera; Trichogrammatidae
Product: laccase-1-like
Exons: 7
Coding region: 1-1935 (644 amino acids)
Biological process (GO): iron ion transport
Cellular component (GO): plasma membrane
Molecular function (GO): oxidoreductase activity; copper ion binding
Source: RefSeq, a predicted model, not a curated record
AUGAGCAGCAAGGAAUAUUUAUUGUGCAUUUAUUUAUUGAAUCUCAGCUUUCUACUUUCGGAUGCUAGGCAAGUGGCGAGCUUUGGGGAAAUUUUAGGAAAUGUAAGCGACGUAUCGCAACACCCAUGCAAACGACCAUGUCGAGAUGACGAGCCAGCCAGAAUAUGUCGCUACGAAUUCGUCGUAGAAAAGUUCAGUACGAUGAGCAAGGCCUGCUACGAUUGCCCGCAAAACCUGGCCGAUUGCUACAGGCCCGAUUGUCUGCCAGGAGAUGGUCAGAGAAAAACAAUCGUCGUGGCUAAUCGACAACUACCCGGACCCACGAUCGAGGUGUGCGUGAACGAUAGGAUAAUCGUCGAAGCGCGCAACAAAAUGCGAACCGAAGUUAUGACCUUGCACUGGCACGGGGUCGAUCAAAAAGGUACACCCUACAUGGACGGAGUGCAUCACGUAACCCAAUGCGGCAUUUUGCCGGGAGAAAAGUUCGUGUACGAUUUCACCGUAACCGAAAGUGGGACUUUGUUCUGGCAUUCGCACAUCGGUUCCUUGCGAGUCGACGGCCUCACCGGAGCGAUGAUAGUACGCGAGGGACCCAAACGCGACGUUCACCGAAAACUCUACGACGUCGACGAGCACAUCAUGGUACUCAUGGACUGGAUGAAGCGUCCCAGCGGUACGGCAACGGUCAAGGAGUACUACGAGGUGCCCAAUGUCAAGCCAGAGUCCUUCCUCAUCAAUGGUCUUGCGAGAAACAAGCCUUUUUCAGCAUCCCCCUGGAGCUUGGGCUUGCCGAUUUACACGCCUUUUGCCGUUUUCAAUGUUGAGCAAGGCAAAAGAAAUAGAUUUCGAGUAAUCAACGCUGGUGGCAGGCCAUGCGCCAUAGAAAUGUCCAUUGAUCAGCACCCUUUGCAAGUCAUAAGUUUAGAUGCCAACGACAUCGAACCGAUUGAAGUCGACGCAAUAACUUUAUUUCCUGGUGAGAGGAUCGAUUUCGUCAUCAAUCCAGACAAGCCAGUCAACAAUUAUUGGAUAAGAUACAAAGGACAUGGAGCUUGCGCUGGCCUGCACCAAGUAACUCUACUGAGGUACAAAGGCGCCAAUAAUAAUACUUUGUACGAUCCUCUGAGUUACAAGCAAAAAUUAGACGAUAAAAAUAUAAGAAUCUUGAAUCCAAAUAUUAGAGGCAAUAUUUCGAUAAGUUCUAAAGAGGUGCGCAUACUGGACUUGAAAUCCAUAAAACCAAAUGAUAUCACAUUGAAAAAGAAAGCUGAUGUGCAGCUGUACAUUAAUUUUGAUAUCUAUCAUUUGGAUCACGAUGAUUAUCAUCGAAAAGGACUUUAUGGAUAUUACGAUGUUGACAAAAAGUAUCGAGCUGGCUCGUUGCAGAUGAACAACAUAAAUUUCAUGCUUCCACCUUUUCCUGUGCUGUCGCAGCAAGAUAUGAUCGGACCGAAAACGUUCUGCAACGCGACUUGGAACUUGCCCAAGGCUGACUGUAUUAAAGAGCAAUGCUCUUGCACUAAUCUCUUACGAGUUGAACUCAAUCGAGUUGUGGAACUCAUUCUCGUUGACGAAGGCCAGUACGAGGCUCUGAACCACGCUAUGCACCUGCAUGGAUUUUAUUUCCGAGUCGUGGCAGAGGAGCAGCUCGAAGGACGAGUGACAAUCGAUCGAAUCAAACAGUUGGAUCGACAAGGGAAAAUCAAACGUAAUUUGGACAGGCCGCCCCUCAAAGACACCAUGAAAGCACCCAGCAACGGCUUUAUUAUCGUCAGAUUUUUCUCCGAUAAUCCUGGAUACUGGUUUUUCCAUUGUCAUUACGAGCACCAUACGUCCAAUGGUAUGGCUCUUUUGUUCAAGGUCGGAGAGCACUCGGAUUUUCCACCGGUGCCUAAAAACUUUCCAAAGUGUGGUUGGCUAUCAUCGUCAAAAUAGGUCAUUUUUCUGAUUCUACGGAGUUUUCUUCGUCGGA